Molecule: messenger RNA, 372 nt
Organism: Microthlaspi erraticum
Lineage: Eukaryota; Viridiplantae; Streptophyta; Magnoliopsida; Brassicales; Brassicaceae
Source: the annotation of a GenBank genome assembly
AUGAAGCAUUGGAGCGCUUCUAUACAAGAGAAACAUUAUCUCUAUGGCAGAGGAAUAAGUGGGAAGUGUCGAUUUUCUCUUGAUACAGCCAGCAAUGGAAAUUUCAUGACCAAGACAGUUACUGAAGCAAAGAUUUUGAUUGAAAAUCUAGCCUCAAGCGACAGUGACAACUUCAUUGGGCAUGAGAGAGCAGUGAAGGCCAUAAAUUCUGAUCCAUACAGAGAUGGAUACAGCGAGAUCAAAGCCAUGAUGGCUGAGAUACUGAGAAACCAAGGAAGAGAAGUGGAGAGACAAAGAGAAGCUUAUAGAGUUGAAUCCACAAUAAUUCAAGACUACUUUGGAGAUUUGAUUCCAAGUUUCAAGAAGAAGUAA